Molecule: messenger RNA, 2634 nt
Organism: Theobroma cacao (cacao)
Lineage: Eukaryota; Viridiplantae; Streptophyta; Magnoliopsida; Malvales; Malvaceae
Product: RNI-like superfamily protein
Molecular function (GO): protein binding
Source: RefSeq, a predicted model, not a curated record
UGAUGGAACAGCCGCAACCGCCCUUUUACCUCUCCAAGGCAACCGUAGCACUACCGCAACUCCCUCACUCUCUCACCUCCACACCAUGUCGUUUCAGUCCUCCCCCUCACAUCUAGCCUAAACAUUCAAACAUCGGCUCCCAACAACCUAAACAAACCUUAAACCCGAAAGCUAUUACUAAUUUCUCUUUUUCUUUUCCUCUCUAAGCCGUAGCCUCUCUCUUCUCUCUAAUACCUCUCGGCCAACCACCAAAUCUCUUCAAACGUGUUUCCCUUGCUCAUCUCAUGGCUGAUGCCAUCGAAGUCCUUGUUGCCGAGGUCUGGUGCUCGUCUCCUUCACCUUAUCUGCGGUUCAGCCCAAUCACCCAAAAUUCCCAUUCCUCCUCCCAAAACUCCCACUCCUCCCGCUUCUCCUGAAUCACCUCCGAACCCUGCUCCAGCUUCUCCCGAAUCACUUGAGGACCCUCUUGCCGGGAUUAAUGCUACUCUUAGAGAUAUCAAUCACACAUUGAUUGAUAUCUCUAAAGUAAUAGCAAAAAAAUGAAUCUGAAUAGUUUGCAAUUUCAAUGUUUAGUGCCUAUUAUUUUUAAGGAGAUGAUCUUAUACCACAUGUCUAUGAGCUUCCACCAGAGUUGUUCAAUUCCUUAGUAAAUUGCCUACCUCCUUUGGCCUUGCAAAAGUUGCAAAGUGAAAUGCUGUUUAGGAGCUAUGAUGAUUAUGAUUCUACUAGUGAUGACUUAAAAAAUGGGAGAAAACGUGGAAGAAAUGGGAAUUUCGAUAAAGCAUGGAAGGCAUUGUUUAAGUUGCGUUGGCCUGAUCUUGUAAAUUGUGUCCAACCGGUUGAUUGGCAGCAGAUCUAUUGGGAAACACAUGUGCAAAGUUGCCUAGAUGAAGCAGCAGAGCUGGCUUUGCUCCCAUCAUUUAGUGGAUGCCUUGGUGCAAUACAGAUUUCAGAGAACAUACUGAAAUAUAUUGGUUAUGUGGAUCAUAUGAGUAACUCAGCUUCAGAAUUAUUGAAAUUGUCUUAUCACUGUCAGCAAUUUGGCAAUUAUGCUAGAUGUUUGAGACUUCAAAAUGUGCUCUGUGUUGUAGAAUCUAGUCAACUUUUGAGGAACUCCAAGUUGCAAAGCUUGGUGGUACGGUGGAUCAGAUCCUUUGAACAUGCUGAUGGAUUAUGCAAACUUCUCAGUCAGAAUUGUAAAACAUUAACAUCUCUUAAAUUUGUACACUGCAAGCUUUCUUCCAGCUUUAUGGAUGCUAUUUGUGGUUCCCUGUACUUGGGAGGUGCAGAGACUCACCAAAUACAGCACUUCUCUGUUAGCACUUCAAGCUUUCUUGAACCGAAUCCAGUGUCCUUAGCUCAUAGACUUGCAUCAUUUCUAUCAGCGGGAAGGUCCUUGUGUUCAUUAAAGCUAUGUGACAACCACCUGGAUUGGAAUUUUGCAAGAAGGGUUUUCAGUACUCUGCUUGAUGCUUCAUCCAGUCUAUCAAUCCUUGACCUUUCAGAGAACAAUAUAGCAGGAUGGCUGUCGAAUUUCAACUGGAGAUCAAAUGCCCUUCUGUCAUCUUCAGGAGUGGCCAAAUCUUUGCAGUCAUUGCGCAUCCUCAAUUUACGGGGGAAUAAUCUACGGAAAGAUGAUGCUGGUAGCCUAAGAUAUGCCCUGGUUCAUAUGCCGAGCUUGGAGAUUUUGGAUCUUAGUGACAACCCAAUUGAAGAUGAUGGCAUAAGAAGUUUAAUCCCUUAUUUUGCCGAAGCAUCUAAAAUGUUUUUUCCCUUGACUGAUUUGAAUUUGGAGAACUGUGAGCUUUCCUAUGACGGAGUGACUCAGCUAUUGGAUGCCCUAUCAAGCGUAGGAAAACCAUUGAAUUCUCUCUCCGUUGCUGAUAAUGGCCUUGGCAGCCAAGUAGCAGAAGCUUUAGGAAACUUUUGGGGUACAUCUAUCCAAGUAUUGAAUCUCGAAGGUAUUGGACUGGGUCCCUCUGGCUUUCGAAAACUAAAAGAUGUAGGAAUGGAGGACUUGAUGCUUGUUGAAAUUAACAUAAGCAAAAACCGUGGUGGCAUUGAAACUGCAAAGUUUUUGUCAAAGCUUAUCCGGCAGGCUCCUAAACUGAUUGCAGUUAAUGCAGCAUAUAAUCUUAUGCCUGUAGAAUCAUUGAUCAUAAUAUGCUCUGCGCUGAAGACUGCAACGGGUCAUCUAGAGCAAGUGGACUUGACAGGGAAUAUUUGGGACUAUCAGCCCUCUCAUGAUACCAUGCUUGCUGAAUUUCAACAUAAUGGAAGGCCUAUUUUAAUUCUUCCCUCAUCAGUAGCCUCAGAUGUACCUUAUGAUGAUGAUCCCUAGCUGACAUUGAUUUGCUGCAUUUAUGUUUUAGAAAUGUCAAGCUUAAGUAAUAUUGUCUUUGUUUAAUGUUGUGUGCUUUAGUUCUUCCAGGUCAUGAGUAGCAAGCGUUGUUUGGUGGAUGGACUGGCCUGAUUUUGGUGGUUGCAUGUUGUUGCUAUUAAAUACAUUUUCAGUGCAAGUUUAGUGAUUCAAUUAGGUGUUAGCUAGUUCUGAAUUACGCUUUCUACUGGCCUAACUAGUUUGGUUGGUUUUGAAUUUUUUCAAGACAAAAUAAAUGAGUUUGUUCUGCGCAA